Molecule: messenger RNA, 792 nt
Organism: Linderina pennispora
Lineage: Eukaryota; Fungi; Kickxellomycota; Kickxellomycetes; Kickxellales; Kickxellaceae
Exons: 2
Coding region: 1-660 (219 amino acids)
Source: RefSeq, a predicted model, not a curated record
AUGCAGUCUGGCUCUUGGCCUAUCGCUGCUCUCACCUCGCUGGCCAGUGCUGCUGAUCUAAACGUCCCGGCCUGCCCUGCAACUGCAACUGCCUCGUUCAAUCAGGCUAUCCCUGAUCUUGCGCCAUGCCCACAGACUACUGUUGACCUCUGCUACACGUCUACAGCUCUGAACUUGGUGUUCACAGCAUACGGUGAGACCAACUUCUACUUUGAUCCCUCGCAGACUACUAAUGGCGACAUCUGGGCCUACGAGGUCAUGGAGGCAUUCAUCUACAAGGGAACCGACAAUCCUCAGACCUAUUUCGAGUACGAAGUGAGCCCGAACAACGUCACCUACAAUGCGUUUAUUUUUAAUCCGUCGCGCACCCGCGCAGCAGGUACUCCGUUCGAUCAUGCAUUCGUCUCAAACCCAUUCGGCGACGGCUUCAAGGUCACCACGGCACUGGAUAAGCCCAACAACAAGUGGAUUUCGACCUCAUCGAUCCCGCUCGCCCUGUUCAACGCUGAGAACCCAAAGGGCACCAACUGGCGCAUGAACUUCUUCCGCACAGUCACUGGCCCAACCACUUACCCGGACCAGCAGCUGUGCGGCUGGAAGAACACGAACGCAAUGAAUUUCCACAUUACUCCUUUCUUUGGAACCGUCGCCUUUGUUUGAACACCUUACUUGAAGACGCAGCCUAUGCAUUUGAUAAUACAUUACACUUUCUUAAUCCACACAGCAAUGGCUAUAUAUGCUACCCAAAGUUUGUUGCUUGAGAGGACGACAAACCAGCUCACUUUCGGCUGG